Sarcophilus harrisii (Tasmanian devil) is the source of this 776-nucleotide messenger RNA. It is a transcript of the gene RPS8, whose product is annotated as ribosomal protein S8. The transcript is spliced from 6 exons. Gene Ontology annotation, molecular function: structural constituent of ribosome. Gene Ontology annotation, biological process: maturation of SSU-rRNA from tricistronic rRNA transcript (SSU-rRNA, 5.8S rRNA, LSU-rRNA); translation. The record is from RefSeq and is a predicted model, not a curated record. Bases 106 to 732 code for a protein of 208 amino acids. Lineage: Eukaryota; Metazoa; Chordata; Mammalia; Dasyuromorphia; Dasyuridae. Gene Ontology annotation, cellular component: ribosome; cytosolic small ribosomal subunit.
ACGCGACGUCCCGGCGCCCGGAAGUGACGCGAAGGGUACUCAGCCCUCCCCUUUACAAGCCGGCCCGUGAGCCUCUCGGCUUCCUCUUUGCAGCUCGCGCCGACCAUGGGGAUCUCCCGGGACAACUGGCACAAGCGCCGCAAGACCGGGGGCAAGCGCAAGCCCUACCACAAGAAGCGCAAGUAUGAGCUGGGCCGCCCGCCCGCCAACACCAAGAUCGGCCCCCGCCGCAUCCACACAGUGAGAGUCCGUGGGGGAAACAAAAAGUACCGGGCGCUGAGGCUGGACGUGGGCAACUUCUCCUGGGGCUCCGAGUGCUGCACCCGAAAAACAAGGAUCAUCGAUGUGGUCUACAAUGCGUCCAACAACGAGCUGGUGCGGACCAAGACGCUGGUGAAGAACUGCAUUGUGCUCAUCGACAGCACGCCUUACCGCCAGUGGUACGAGUCCCACUACGCCCUGCCGCUGGGCCGGAAGAAGGGAGCAAAGCUGACUCCUGAGGAGGAAGAAAUUUUAAAUAAAAAGCGGUCAAAGAAGAUCCAGAAGAAAUAUGAAGAGCGGAAGAAGAACGCCAAGAUCAGCUCGCUCCUGGAGGAACAGUUCCAGCAGGGCAAGCUCCUUGCCUGUAUAGCAUCGAGGCCGGGCCAGUGUGGCCGAGCAGAUGGCUACGUGCUGGAGGGCAAAGAGCUGGAGUUCUACUUAAGAAAGAUCAAAGCCCGAAAGGGCAAAUAAACUCUAACUUGGACAAUGGCUAAAUAAAACCCCCAGAUUGGUUA